AUGAGGGAGGAGUUUUGUAAGGGAUCAUCAUGGAGGCAUCGUUGCCCUUUGGCAUUGUCCAUUAUGUUCGAAACGGAGGAGGAAGUUCUGGCAUUAGCAAACCACUGCAGAACUGGCUUAGCUGGUUAUAUAUUCACAACGGAUUAUGCUCAGAUAUUGCGUGUUAGUCGUAGCUUGCAGGUUGGGAUUAUUGGUGUCAAUGAAGGAAUGGUAUCAUGCGCAGAAGCAGCUUUCGGUGGAAUUAAGGAAAGCGGUUUGGGUCGUGAAGGCGGCUCACAAGGUAUUGAUGAAUUUUCGCAGUGGAAAUAUGUAUGCGUUGGAUUCUGA
Molecule: messenger RNA, 327 nt
Organism: Loa loa (African eye worm)
Lineage: Eukaryota; Metazoa; Nematoda; Chromadorea; Rhabditida; Onchocercidae
Exons: 4
Coding region: 1-327 (108 amino acids)
Molecular function (GO): succinate-semialdehyde dehydrogenase (NAD+) activity
Source: RefSeq, a predicted model, not a curated record